CUCGAUUUUGAAUUCAGUUGUUUUGAAAAAAAGCCAGAAGGACGUGUUUUAUUUGACUAUAAUAAUACGAUUGUUUAAAUUAAUGUCUAAAGAAACAAGUUUUAGGGCAACAUGAAUCGACUUAUAAGGCGUUUAAGUCCAGUGAUUUUACGAGAAGCUUCCUCAAACAGCAAACGCAGCCUUCGAGAUGGACCAAGUUUUCAGCACUUUCUUCGACAAUCGGAUUCACCGAGCACCAGCUCUACGGAAAUACAUCAAGUCAAACGAUCAUCGGACAUACCAUAUUUAGCGAAGGAAGAUCUAUUAGGUCAAAGAAAAAAAGUGUUCUUUGAAAUCUACGGGUGUCAAAUGAACACCAACGACAUGGAAAUCGUAUGGUCCAUCCUUAAAGCCCACGAUUAUCAACGGGUCGGUAGUUUGAGGGAUGCUGAUAUUGUACUGAUGAUUACCUGUGCAAUUCGGGACGGAGCAGAAAGCACGAUUUGGAAUCGGUUGAAACACAUACGUCAGCUCAAAGAAAAACAAGAAGAAAUUAGAACAUUGCAGAUAGGAGUUCUUGGGUGCAUGGCAGAGAGAUUGAAGAAUCAGUUGGUCGAGAAAGAACGAGCUGUUGAUGUAGUGGCCGGACCAGAUAGCUACAAGGAUUUACCACGAUUGUUGGCUGUUGGUCAGCGUGGUCAGAAAGCAAUAAACGUAAUGCUAUCGAUGGACGAGACCUAUGCUGAUGUCAUCCCGGUUAAGCUGGACAGGAAGUCACGCACCGCUUUUGUUUCGAUUAUGCGGGGCUGUGAUAAUAUGUGUUCUUUUUGUAUUGUUCCAUUUACGCGAGGGAAAGAGCGCUCGAGACCGAUCAGCUCGAUCAAGGAAGAAGUGUUACACCUCGCUGCCAAAGGAAUUAAAGAAGUUACACUUUUGGGUCAGAAUGUGAAUAGCUACAGAGACACAAGUUCAAGCUUUGCAAGCGGAGAAAAGGAAGCCUCUAUUCUGGCACCAGGGUUUAAAACCGUUUAUAAAACUAAAGUAGGUGGACUUCGAUUUGCGGAAUUAUUGGCUGAUUUGGCCGAAACGGUACCCGAUAUGCGAAUAAGGUUCACCUCCCCCCAUCCGAAGGACUUUCCUAAGGAUGUACUGAAGACUAUUGCGCAAUAUCCCAAUAUAUGUAAUAGCUUACACUUGCCGGCCCAGGCCGGAAACUCUGCUGUGCUGGAACGAAUGCGACGAGGGUACACAAGAGAAGCUUAUCUUAAUCUAGUCAAAGAGGUUCGUGCUGUGAUUCCAAAUGUGACACUAUCGAGCGAUUUCAUAUGCGGUUUCUGCGGAGAAACAGACGAAGAAUUUGCUGAUACGAUUUCACUUAUAAACGAAGUAAAAUAUCACAACGCUUUUCUUUUUGCGUACAGCAUGCGGGAGAAAACUGCUGCCCAUAGACGAUUUUUGGAUGAUGUACCGGAGUAUGUCAAAAAGCAUCGGUUACAGGAAAUGAUUAAAUCAUUUCGGUAUCAUGCUGCACAGCUAAAUGCUCUAUACGUUGGGCGUGAAGAGUUAAUUAUGGUUGAAGGACGUAGUAAACGGUCACCGAACGAUCUCUCCGGAAGAAACGAUGGUAACAUAAAGGUAAUAAUACCUGCUGGAGAUGUCCCUUUUGGAGAUCCGCAUUCUGCUGAUCGUAAGACGAUAGUAAGUGGAGACUGUGUGGUGGUGAGAAUAUCUGAAUCAAACUCACAAAUACUUAAAGGUGUGCCGAUUUAUCAUACCACCAUAAGUCAGUACGCAGAACGAAGUAUUGUGUGUGAAUCUUCAUCGAUAAAUUUGAGCAAUUGAAUUGCUUGAACUGUAAUAGUUUUAUUGAAAUAAAAUUUAUUUAUGAAUACCGUA
Molecule: messenger RNA, 1875 nt
Organism: Topomyia yanbarensis
Lineage: Eukaryota; Metazoa; Arthropoda; Insecta; Diptera; Culicidae
Product: CDK5RAP1-like protein
Exons: 4
Coding region: 112-1821 (569 amino acids)
Biological process (GO): tRNA modification; negative regulation of cyclin-dependent protein serine/threonine kinase activity
Cellular component (GO): cytosol; mitochondrion
Molecular function (GO): 4 iron, 4 sulfur cluster binding; tRNA-2-methylthio-N(6)-dimethylallyladenosine(37) synthase activity
Source: RefSeq, a predicted model, not a curated record